Drosophila gunungcola (fruit fly) is the source of this 2564-nucleotide messenger RNA. It is a transcript of the gene Lsp1alpha, whose product is annotated as larval serum protein 1 beta chain. Bases 86 to 2455 code for a protein of 789 amino acids. Lineage: Eukaryota; Metazoa; Arthropoda; Insecta; Diptera; Drosophilidae. The record is from RefSeq and is a predicted model, not a curated record. The transcript is spliced from 2 exons.
CUUUAGGCAUUGGAUCCACUGGUGGGUGCAUCUAGUCCGGAGCAGUUGAAGUCGAGUGUCCAGAAGGGAGAGUAGAGAAAUCAGGAUGAAGUUCGCCAUCGCAUUGCUGGCCCUUGUGGGCGUGGUCGCUGCGAGCAGCUUGCACCAGAAGUACGAGGUCAAGAUCGCUGACAAGGCCUUCCUCGAGAAACAGAAGUUCCUGUUCGAGAUCGUCUACCGCGUGGAGGAUCCGCUGGCCUUCGAGGAGUACAUCAAGAAGGGCGAGAAGUUCUACUUCGAGGAGUCGCACUACACGCACUUCGACCUGUACAUGAAAAAGUUCUUCGAGGCCUACAAGGCACAUGCUCUGCUGCCCAAGGGCGAGUUCUUCGGCGCUUUGGUGAAGCACCAUGCCAAGCAGGCCCGCGGUCUGUUCAACUUCUUCUACUACGCCAAGGACUGGGAGACAUUCGCGACCAACGUGGCCUUUGCCCGCAUGCACUUCAACGAGGGCAUGUUCGUCUACGCCCUGACCCUGGCCGUCAUCCAUCGCGACGAUUUCCAUGGACUGAUGCUGCCCGCCGUGCACGAGAUCUUCCCGCAGUUCUUCUUCAACAGCAAGUUCGUGUUCGAGGCCGAGAAGUUCGACUACGAGAUGUGGAUGAAGACGAGUCUGUACGAGAAGGAGUACCUGGAUGUGUACCACAAGACGGGCAGUCACGGCUUCGGAAACAUGUACCAGUCCUCGGACUACACGUACAUCAAGGACUUCAAGACGUGGCAGUGGUGGAAGCUGAUGGGUCUGGGCGAGCACUUCUACAGCGAGGACAAGUACAUUCUGCGCGAGAACAUCUACGAGUUCAACCAGGAGGGCAAGUGGCUGGCGAUGAUGAAGGACGUGAAAAAGUUCUACAUGCCGGUGGACUACUCCCGCGACCUGCACCACUACAACGAGGAGUCGCAGCUGUCCUACUUCACCGAGGACCUGGGAUGGAACGCCUACUGGUACUACCUGAACAUGGACUACUCCUUCUUCCUGGACGGCAGCACGUUCGGCCUGAAGAACGACCGUCGCGGCGAGUGGUGGCUGUACAAUGUGCACCAGCUGCUCAGCAGGUACUACAUGGAGCGUCUGUCGCACGGACUUGGCGAGAUCCCGCAGUUCUCGUGGUACCACCAGAUCGAGAUGGGCUACGAUCCCCAGAUGGUCUACUACAACGGCAUUGGGUUCAGUGCCCGCAAGAACUACUACGAGAUGGAGACGUACGGCAACUUCGAGAUGCUGGACAAGAUCACCGGCUUCCUGGGUCGCAUCCGAAACAUCAUCGCAAUGGGAUACUACAAGACGGCCGAUGGCCAGACGAUCGAUCUGCGCAAACCCGAGUCCAUCGAGUUCAUUGGCAACCUGAUGCAGGGCAACAUCGACACCCUGGACAACAUGUUCUUCCAGUUCUGGUACAUGCUCGCCCACAUGUACUUCGCCGACACCGACUACCAGCAGAUGGAGGUCUACCCCAAUGUGAUGCUCAACUUCGAGACAAUGAUGAGGGACCCCAUGUUCUACAUGUUCUACAAGUCGAUUGCCGAGGUCUACUUCCAGUUCAUGCACCACCUGCCCAAGUACACCAAGGAGCAGCUGCUGCUGCCGGGCGUUACAUUGAAGCAUGUGGAGAUCAGCGAGCUGACCACUUACUUCGAUCUGGUUGACUUUGAUGUGAGCAACAUGCUGAACGACAAGAUGGUCUUCCACGAGGGUCAGUUCGUGUGGGACAAGUCCCUGUUCGCCCGUCAGAUGCGUCUGAACCACAAGCCCUUCAGCUACACCUACACCAUUGAGUCCGACAAGGUCGAGAAGGUGGUGAUUCGCGCCUUCUUGGGCCCCAAAUACGAUGAGUUCGGCAGGACGAUCUCGCUGGCCGACAAUCGCAUGAACUUCAUGGAGAUCGAUGAGUUCUACUACGAGCUGAAGGCCGGCAGCAACCUGAUCAGCCGUCAGUCGAACGAGUUCACCUGGACCGUGAAGGACCGCACCACCUACACCGAACUGUAUCGCUACGUGAUGAUGGCCUACGAUGGCAAGUACGACUUCCCGCUGGACAUCAGUGAGCCCCACUGCGGCUUCCCCGAUCGCCUUGUUCUGCCCAAGGGCUGGAAGAGCGGCCUCCACAUGCAGAUGUUCUUCAUGGUCCUGCCCUACGCGGCCCCGUCCCACGAGCAGUUCGCCACCUUUGACCAGACGCACUCGUGCGGCAUUGGAUCCGGUGCCCGCUACCUGGACGCCAUGCCCUUCGGCUAUCCCUUCGACCGCGAGGUCGACGAGUACGAGUUCUUCGUGCCCAACAUGUACUUCAAGGAUGUGACCAUCUAUCACACCGACUCCAUGGACAAGUACGAGCAGUACAAGGGCUACUCCGACUACGGCCACUUCGACUACGCCUUCUUCAACGACUACUACACCAAGUACUUCAAGUUGUGAGUACUCGUACUCCAUGCUCCAUUCUCAACCAACCAUUGAGCACAUGAGCUCGGGUAAAUAGUUUGUAAGCAGAGCAAAAAGUGAAAUAAACUUUCAAAAAAAAAACAAA